CACACCCUGUCCGCCAAUCAGAGCACAGCUGCACCUUCCCCACCACAUCAUCUCAGUUUCCAAGGCAACAGGGCACCACCCCUCUCUGUUUCCCCUCUGAAAGGUGCCGCAUCAUCACCGUCCCCCCUCCCGUCCCUCCAUCCUCCCGUCCCACACCGAGCUGGCGGAUACUUUAGCGUUAGCAUCCUCUCUGCUAGCACCAUCUCUCUCUCUCUCUCUCUCUCUCUGCAGUGGGAUCGCCACAACAUCUAAAAGCACCUCCCCCCCCCCUCCCUCCCUCCCUCCCUCCCUGUCUCUCUGCAUCCUCCAACAUCCGACACCCAGGGAGAGAAGAAGGGAACGGGAUGGACUGAAGAGAAGAAGAAGAGAUGUGUUUACUCCAGUGAGGCUCGUCCGUAGGAAUCCUCUCUCUCUCUCUCUCUCUCUCUCUCUCACCAUGAGCUUCGCUGCUCUCUCGCCCGCGGCCCCCGAGCCUUCGUCCCCCGAGCCUUCGUCCCCGAUGGUGACCUCCGUCACGCCGACCCUUGACCCCGACACCUCCACCCGCCCUGCAGCCGUGAGCCCGGAGCAUCGGGACGGGCCCUCGUCUCCCGGGACGGGACCCAGCCGGGGCGGCUUCCCUGGGGGCGGAGCUCACCUGGGACGAGACCCCUCCCACAGGUCCAUCAAACCUCCGCCCCUCCACACCGGAGCCGACUGGAAGGUCGUCCUCCACCUGCCGGAGAUCCAGACGUGGCUGAGAGCGACCGGCGAGCGCGUCACGCGGCUCACGCUCUCGGCGGGGCAGGACGGAGACAACCGGCACGUGGACGUCCACCUGGUGCAGCUCAAGGACAUCUGUGAGGACAUCUCGGACCAUGUGGAGCAGAUUCACGCCCUCUUGGAGACGGAGUUCUCCCUCAAGCUGCUGUCCUACUCCGUCAACAUCAUCGUAGACAUCAGGACGGUGCAGCUUCUGUGGCACCAGCUGCGCGUCUCCGUCCUGGUGCUGAAGGAGCGGCUCCUUCAGGGCCUCCAGGACUCCAACGGGAACUUCACCCGGCAGACCGACAUCCUGCAGGCCUUCAGCCAGGACCAGCACCAGACUCGCCUGGACGCUCUGACGGAGGUGGACGCCGGCGGUCAGCUGACCAUCCGCUGCAGCCAGGACUACUUCUCGCUGGACUGCGGCAUCACCGCCUUCGAGCUGAGCGACUACAGCCCCGGCGACGAGGCCGGGGGGGGGGGGGAGGCGCAGGAGGAGGCGCAGGAGGAGGGGGAGGAGGAGGGGGAGGAGGAGGGGGAGGAGGCCGACGUAAUGAACGACAACCUGAACCGCCGUCCCUCGCCGGCACCCAGCAUGCAGUGCGGCGCCCCCAGCGAGAGCACCGAGCGCCGCCCGCCCGCCGGGGCAGGGGACGCCCCCCCGGCUGCCCCCCCGGACCGCUCGGCGUUCUGGUUGGAGCUGGACUCGGUUUACGCGCCCCCCCCCGCCGACGCACCCAGACAAACGGAGGGGACGCGGGGGGAGGAACGAGCGCACGCGGGGGGGGGGUCGGACUCCUCGUGUCCCUCCCCGAUGAGGGAGCGGCUCCUCUCCUCGGACCCGGAGGCCUCCGGGGAGGAGUCCGACCCCCCCCCUCCUCCCGGCAAGGCGGCGGUCUGGAUCGUGAGGCACCAGGGCCAGAAGGCCCCCCAGGCCUCCUCCACCAGCAGCCCGGACAGGGAGCCCUGGUCGGGGUCCGAGGAGUUCCUGGCCCUCCCCCCCCAGCUGCGCAGGACGGAGCAGCUGGCCCUGAAGCUGGAGAGCCUGGCUCAGUCCGCCCCCCCGAGGCCCAGCGACUCUACCCAGGAUGCUUUGCAGGACGUGGACGACUGGGACUUGACGGACUGGGACGACGUGCCGUCCCUCCUGCCUCCGCUGCUCCCUUACAGACGAAACCUGGUCAGCCGCAUUAGCUCCGCCUCCUCCAGCGACUUCGCUCUCUCACUGGACGAAAGCAUCGAGUCCGGCCCGCUGAGCGACCUGCAGUCCGAGGACGAGGAGGGGGGGGGCCCCACCCACCGCCGCCCGGGGCCCCCGGCGCCCCCGGUGGAGGGACGGGGGGGCGCGUGCGUAGUGCAGCGGCUGCUGGAGGACAUUCGGAGUCAGGACAACGACCCCAACAUCUGGAGGAAGAUAGAGGGCUUCGUGCAGCAGUUGGACGGGUUCAUCUCGUGGCUGCAGGAGGCGUUGGAAAGCACCGACAACUGGACGCAGCCCAGACAGGAUCUGGACAGCCUGAGGGCGUACCUGGACACACACCUGAGCUUCAAGCUGAACGUGGAGGGCCGCGGCACUCUGAAGGAGAGCCUGAUGGAGGAGGGAGGAGCUCUGCUCGCCAUCAUCAGCUCCCACCAAUCAGGUCUGAAGGAAAUCCUCCACAUGGUCUCCAGCCAAUGGGAUCAGCUCCAGCGGCAGAUCCGCCGCCAACACGGCUGGAUGCUCCGCGCCCUCCGCUGCAUCCAGGCCCGCCUCCUCUGCGCCGGCCAAUCGCAAGAGCCCCUCACUGCCCCAGGCGACGCUCCGGCCAAUCAGCAGGCUUCGCGCCCUCCCGACAGCCUGGAGCCCGAGCUGAUCCCAGGUCAGCGUGAGGCCCUGGCCGAGCAGAUGGCCGCGAGGCUGAGCGGACUGCAAGACCCCCCCUCAGCCAGCAGGGGGCUCUGCAGCCAGCUGGGGCGGAACGACAGUCUGCAGGAGUUCGAGGCCGAGUACCAGGAGCUCUGGGAUUGGCUGAUGGACAUGGACGCCAUGGUAACGGACAGUCACCAGCUGAUGAUGUCAGAGGAGCAGAGGCAGCACCUCUUCCAGAGCAGCCACGCUGAGCUGGUAGCGAUGGAGACCCGGAGGACCGGCCUGCUGGGCCGAGCCGAGUCCCUGAAGAGGAGCGGCGCCGAACUGCCCUCCAACUUCCACCGCAACGCGCACAACCUGACGCACACCUGGAGACAGCUGGAGAAAAUCCUCUCACACCACUCGGCCCCCGGCUCCUCCUCCUGCUCCGCCUCCUUCCGCCAGAGCGCGUCGGCGAGCGCCGUCCCGGAGGAGGAGGGGCCCCGCUCGGCCCUCUCGCCGCUCACCAACUCGCUGCUGGAGCAGCUGGAGGCUCGCAUCAAGGAGCUGAAGGCCUGGCUGAGGGACACCGAGCUCCUCAUCUUCAACUCCUGCCUGGGGAGGGACAAGGAGGCCUCGGAGCAGCUCGGCAGCUUCAAGUCGUUGUGUUCGGAGGUGCGAGCCCGGCGCCGCGGGGUCGCCUCGGUUCUGAAGCUCUGCCAGAAGCUUCUGCAGCAAAGUCAGUCGGGCCCCAUGGCGGAGGUGGGCCCCGAGGCGGAGCAGCACCGGGAGGCCCUGCAGCUGCUGUCGAUCAACCUGGAGAGAAGGUGGGAGGCGAUCGUGAUGCAGGCGCUGCAGUGGCAGAACAGACUGAGGAGGAAGCUGGGAGAGACGCAGGUCCCUAGCACCGCUCUGGAACCAGGUCUCGUGGACCUCCAUCAGAUGAGCCCGGUUGCGGUCGCUCCAGUAGACGACUCGUGGGAGUGGGACGAGACCGACAUGACCCCCGCAGAGCCAAACCUGCCCGUCGGGGGCAGAUCCACCACCUCCUCCACCUCCCAGGAGGUGUCUCGGCCCGACCCCAUCCCGCUCCCCCGGGGCGGAAGUCACGUCUACCAGGUGUACAGCCUCCACACCGUGGAGCUCUACAGCCAGCCUCGGCUUCCUCCCCGCGCCUCCUUCUCGGGGCCUGAGUCGGGAGCGCGGAAGCAGCAGCAGCUCCUGCUGAAGAGCGCCAGCAAGGACUCCUCCUUCUCCUCCAUGGAGUCCAUCCCGGACCAAGGCGUCGCGGCGGCACAGCGGGAGGGCGGCAGCGAGAGCGGCAGAGGGAGCGACCAGUCGGCCGUCGGCCGGCGGUCGGAGAGCGAGAGCGGCAUCGUCAGCGAUACAGGGAGCAAGGGAGAGGAGGAGGAGGAGGAGGAGGAGGAGGAGGAGGAGGAGCAAGGCAGGUUAGAAACAGUUGUUGGGACUUAUGUGGUUCCACACGUCGUCACUGAGUACAACCACAGAAGCAAGAAGCAGGAGAACAUAAAGGAGAAAGGAAAGAGGAGGGAUGAGAGCAGAAGGAAUAGAGAGGAGGAGAAAAGGAGGAGGAACAGGAGGGGGGGAGGUGAGGCGGUGGAGGUCCUAAUCAACGGGGCAGGGAUCCUGACUCCCGCCGACUCCGAGGUGGGAGGCGUAGACUCCUCCAAGCCCUCUACUCCCCACAGCAACUUCAAGGAGGUCGGUUCGGACCCGUUCACCGGUUUGCCGACUCCUCCUGCUCUCCGUUGCCAGGCAACCAGCCCGGUGUUCUCCCAGGGCUCCUCCUUGGAGUCUCUCCUGGCUCUUGGCUUGGAGCUGUUUCCCCCCAAGGAGCAGCUGCAUCGCAGCGCCUCCCUGGAGAGCUGCCUGAUCCCGGGCCGCGGCGCCGGAGAGACCAGGGACGGACCCGCCAGCCUCGGGGACCUGGACCCGGGGCAGAGCCGUGGGCCCGAAGGAGGCGCUCCGGGGGAGGAAGGAGAACCGUCCUCCGGGGAGCUCAGCCGGAGAACCUUGGACCUUCUGAAGCGCCUAGAGGACAUCCAGAGCCCCCUGGGGGAGAAGAUGACCCGCAGCGUGUCCGACAUGACGCUCCGGAGCGGCUCCCUGCCGCGGAGCGGGAUCACCUCCUCUCCGUCCCUCGGGGGCCGCCGCCUCCCUCUCUCCGGCAUGUUGACCUCCUCGAGGAGAGGGCCGCCGUCCCUCGUCAACGAAAGCUCGAACACACCGUCGCUGACGGAGCUGAGCAGCACUGAGGACUCGUCCCUGGGCUCCGAAGACUUCGCCACACUCCGGAGUCAACGCCGCCGCCUCCAUCUCCUCCUCCCAGACCGCGCCUCCUCCCCCAACGCCAACGCCAGCUCCUGCGAGAGACGUUGCCCCAGAAACGGCCAAGGAGGGCACGGCAUAGACGAGGCGGACGUGGGCAGCCUGAGCCUCCUGGUCAACGUCUCGUGCUCCUCGGCGUGCACGGACGAGGACGAGGACGACAGCGACCUCCUCUCCUCCUCGACGCUCACCCUCACCGAGGAGGAGCUCGGCGUUCGAGACGGAGAGGAGGAGCACGGCGAAAGGUUGAGCGGCGGCUCUUCCGGUGACGAGGAGGAUGAGGAGGAGAUGGAGGGGUCAUACGUCCUGGGACUGGAGUACAUGAAGAGGGAGCUGCAGAGUUGGAUCCGAUGUCCCCGCGCCUCCUCCUCCUCCUCCUCUAAAACGGAGGCGGUGCUCAGGGACGAGCUGCAGUGCGGUACCAACCCGCCCUCCACCUUCACCUCCUCCUCUCACAGCAUUCCCAACCGCACCAAAUCAACGGAGGCCAACAGCCAAACCCAAAGAGACCAGGAGGAGGAGGAGAACCGCAGGAACGCCGCCAGGAGCCUCAUCAGCCAUUAUGUGGACGACGUGGAGAACGGGAACGUGGAGCAGAGCGGCCCCCCUACGAAGGACGAGGACGUCGAGCUCCUCCGAGAGGAGGCCAGCGUCUUCGCCAAGAAGGGGGGGGCGCCGAGGGGGUCCUACGUCUUCAAAACCACAGAGUCAGCUCAGGAGCCCCGCUCCACCAGCGAGCUCCUCCCCUUCUUCUCAAAAUGUGCCUCCUCCCUGGUGGGACAGCUGAGAGGGGAGCUGCCCUGCCACAGCUCCUCCCUCCCCUCGCCUCCCUCCCUCUCGCCCCUCGAGGACUGCAGGUCCCACGAUGCAUUGCCCGGCGGAGGGCGCAAGGCCAUCACCAGCCAGGAGAAGUUCAAAUUCUCCUCUUUUGUGAAGGAGGAGACAAGGAGCCAAGUCCGGGACAGGAAGUCUUCCCUGCCGCCCAAGAAACGCCACAGCUCUCACCCCUCCUGCUGCGGCCGCCUCCCCUCGCCCUCCUCGCCCUCCUCCCCCCACCCACCGGGCGGGGAGCAGAAGGAGAACGUGCACGACUUUGUGAUGGAGAUCAUCGACAUGACGUCCCUCGCUCUGAAGAGCAAAGAGACUCCACCCGAAGAGCCGGAGCGGGCGCAGCUCCACCCGCUGUCCCACAUCAGAGACAAGGUCCUCCAGCACUCCCACCAGCCUCUCCACCUGAAGAAGGGAGACUUCUACUCCUACCUGUCUCUCUCCUCUCACGACAGCGACUGCGGCGAAGUGAGCCGGUGCUCCGAGGACGGGAGCUCGUCCCCGGCGCCGGACGGGCCCCCGGGCGCCGCCUCCCCGCCCCCCAGCCCGGACAUCCGGGACGAGGAGACCCUGUUCGCCGCCUGCACGGAGGAGGUGUACCUGGGCCCGCCGCUCUGCUACAGCAUGGCGCUCCCCAAGAAGUCCCGGGGUCCCCCCCUCGGUCCGACUCACCUGUCCCACUCGGGGGGGUUCCUGUUGUCCACAGAUUUCCCAGCGUCCGGCCCCUCCUCCUCCUCCUCCUCAUCUCCUUUCCUUCAGCCUGGCUGCAGCCCGCCCACCGCCCCCCUCCAGUGGCUCGGCUGCCUCACCCCCUCCCCUCCCCCCGCCCCCCCUCCCUCGUCCUCCGCCGCCGAGCGGGAGAGGCGAGGUGAGGACCUGCGUCUCCUCUGUGAUGUCGCUGGAGGAGCAGCAGGCGCGCCGCGGGAGGAGGGGAGUCGUAAUGAGGGGCCUCCUUAUCUUAAUCCCCGGGCGCGUGUCCCCCCUCCGAUGGACUCCUCCAGCGCCGCAUGUCUGGCAGAUACUGGAACGCUGCGAUCCAAUAUGGGCGCCGUAAUGACGGCGAUAAGUGUCUGCGGCUCCGCUACAAAUCCCUCAAAAGAGCCCGCCGCCACGCGCAUUAAUCCCAAAAUGAACUGCUGCGCGAUCAGGGAGGCCGAUAGGGGGGGGGGCAGGCGAGGAGAGGCGGAUACCUGGCGAGCGAGGCAGGAAGCGAGGACGGCGGCGCAGGAGAAGUCUGCUGCCAGCAGGAGGUCAAAAGCUUCAAUGAUAACGCCCACCUCCAGGAGAAAGGCAGGAGGGACACCUCCUGUCCUGGGACCCGGAGCCUCCAGGAUCCAGCUGUGAGGGAGAAAAUCCAGUUCAAUAAUAACUAGAACAUCUCAUCAUUGAAGCUUUGAACAUGUUGGAUGGUUACGAUUUAAAUGUUUUGCAGUUGAAUCUUUAUAUUUCUAAAAGGAAUCAAAAUGUCGUUCUACAUUUAGAAUCUGCUUCAUCUAAAUGUAAUUCAUUUUUUUAAUUUUUAAAGUAUCUUAUGACGAGAAGCAGAGCUGACUUGGGAUCAGCUGUUUGGCCUCACAGUUGCACCCUGGGUAAAGAUGAAGGUACACAGCUAGCUUUGAUCAAUAGGUCGUCAAAUCAAAGCUGUUAACGCGUUUUCUUUCCUUGGCUUGUCGACAUUUGGUUAGUUAAGAUAAAAAUGAACAUCGUCCAAGUCUCACAAAACUUAAUAUUAAUAUUAAUGAGAUUAGUUUUCUAUAUUUGUCGAUUAAAGCUGCAUUAACUGACCAGCAGGGGGCAGAACGAUCUCCAGGUACCUCUAUGAUUACUGCUUUAUGGAGUACACUGUUACAUACUCACUAAACAGGAAGUGACUGAGAAGGACGUCAAGACGCCGUGUCCGAGCUGUCAAUCGUCAUUUCCUCAUAGACGUCUAUGGGAGCAGAGGAGUCGCCCCCUGCUGGUCACUACACAGAAGUAGAGUCAUUUCCUCAUAGACGUCUAUGGGAGCAGAGGAGUCGCCCCCUGCUGGUCACUACACAGAAGUAGAGUCAUUUCCUCAUAGACGUCUAUGGGAGCAGAGGAGUCGCACCCUGCUGGUCACUACACAGAAGUAGAGUCAUUUCCUCAUAGACGUCUAUGGGAGCAGAGGAGUCGCCCCCUGAUGGUCACUACACAGAAGUAGAGCCAUUUCCUCAUAGACGUCUAUGGGAGCAGAGGAGUCGCCCCCUGAUGGUCACUACACAGAAGUAGAGUCAUUUCCUCAUAGACGUCUAUGGGAGCAGAGGAGUCGCCCCCUGCUGGUCAC
Molecule: messenger RNA, 8054 nt
Organism: Pungitius pungitius (ninespine stickleback)
Lineage: Eukaryota; Metazoa; Chordata; Actinopteri; Perciformes; Gasterosteidae
Gene: akap6
Product: A kinase (PRKA) anchor protein 6
Molecular function (GO): protein binding
Source: RefSeq, a predicted model, not a curated record